This is a messenger RNA of Acaulospora colombiana, 168 nucleotides long. NCBI's taxonomy places the organism in Eukaryota, Fungi, Glomeromycota, Glomeromycetes, Diversisporales, Acaulosporaceae. The record is from the annotation of a GenBank genome assembly.
AUGGAAGGAGGAGGAAUCAAGUACUUUGAAACUCCGCCUAACCGAUUGUCUCAUGCGCUCAAUUUGGUGUAUUUCACGGGGUACACGACUUUGCGUGGAGCGGAUCUGCCCCGGCAAAUUCAUAUGAGGCAAGAUGAAAGGAUCGAAUUGGGCCCAAAUCAUCUUUAG